AUGGAAAUGCAGAUGAACUUCUAUUGGGGCUACCGCGCCACAAUUCUGUUUAGCUGGUGGAAGACGCAUGACGCGCUCGACUUCUUCCUCGCGGUCUGCAUCAUCUUUUGCACUUGCUUGUUGAGCGCCUGGCUGAAGCUCCAGUGUCACCGAGUGGAGGAACGGCGUCAGCUCGCUCUCUUUUCUCCUGUCCUUUCGGCCCGCGCCGUGUCGGUCUCGCCAGCGGAAGCUUCUGGAUUGAUCCGGGCUGCGUCUCCGUUUUCCGUCCCUUUGAUCUCCCCGCGCGACGGCGAAGAAAGCCAGACGUGGAGGCAAGCGCUAGGCGGCCCUGACUGCGCGCCGUGGGCGCCCGCGCCUUCGCGGGAUGCCGGAGCUGGUCCAGAGGGACUCCAGACCGUCUCCGCACCUCCAGGAGCUGCGGGCACUGCACAUGCGUCGGCGGAAAGAGGCGAAGUGGCCGGGAGCUCGUUAGCCGCUGCCGGUCUCGGCCAAGCAGUCGGUGGUUCAGCAGCACAAGGAUCGGCAAAGCAGGCAGACCGAGAUCUUGUGACGCACCACGCUGGUGCGUUUGCGGCUGAGUCAAGCGGCUGUCUAGGGAACCGAGGCGUGCGACUCGACGGAGACCCGACCUGGGAGGGCCAUGCCGAGGGUCUCCCUGGGGCAGGAGUGCAACCUUCAACUUUCCGGGAAACCGCGCGGCGUACGCUGUCCACGUGGUUCUUCGCCUGCAUGAUCGCCGCCAUUGACUGGAGCCUCAUGCUCGUGUGCAUGACGUUCAACGCGGGUCUCUUUUUGACGGUAGUUGCGGGAGUCGCUGCAGGACGCACGCUGAUCACCAGCAAAACGCGGAAACUCUGGGCCGUUCCGUGGCAGGAACUUCUUUGCUCCCACGACCACUCAUAG
This is a messenger RNA of Neospora caninum, 903 nucleotides long. RefSeq lists its product as hypothetical. The transcript has 5 exons. Gene Ontology annotation, cellular component: plasma membrane. The record is from RefSeq and is a predicted model, not a curated record. Gene Ontology annotation, biological process: intracellular copper ion homeostasis; copper ion transmembrane transport. Gene Ontology annotation, molecular function: copper ion transmembrane transporter activity. NCBI's taxonomy places the organism in Eukaryota, Apicomplexa, Conoidasida, Eucoccidiorida, Sarcocystidae. The coding region runs from base 1 to 903 and encodes 300 amino acids.